Molecule: messenger RNA, 627 nt
Organism: Grammomys surdaster
Lineage: Eukaryota; Metazoa; Chordata; Mammalia; Rodentia; Muridae
Gene: Prcd
Product: photoreceptor disc component
Exons: 5
Coding region: 1-162 (53 amino acids)
Cellular component (GO): photoreceptor outer segment membrane
Molecular function (GO): opsin binding
Source: RefSeq, a predicted model, not a curated record
AUGUGCACCACCCUCUUCCUGCUCAGCUUGGCCAUGCUGUGGCGCCGUAGAUUUACCAACCGAGUGGAACCAGAGCCCAGCAGAGUGGACGGGACAGUCGUGGGCAGCGGCUCGGACACAGACCUUCAGUCUACUGGCAGGGAGAAAGGACCGGUGAAGUAAGCCUUCACUUCUUCAGGCAGCUCGACUCUGGGGACUGCGACCCACCCACUGGCCCUAACAGCUGGAGUCCUGGUUCACCUCCCAUCCCAGGAGGAUGCUGUGGUGCUCAAAGCAGCUGCAGGAGUGAAAACAGGAGAAGCGGCCAUGGAAAAGAGGGAUUUGGCUCUUGCUCUGAAGGGAGCCUCACAGAUUCCAGACGGCUGUGACAAGCCCAAGCAUCACGCCUCUACAGUGUCCCAGAGCCAGAAGAGAGGCUGUUGUUUUUAAAGGCAAGAAGAAUUCCCCAGACUUGGCCGGAAUUGUAUUGUAGACAAGAUGGAGGAAGAACAGCUUCCAGGCCGGCCACCAACAUGCCUGCAUACAGACGUACUUCCUGUGAAACCACUGAUGCAGAUGCUCCAAGUGUAAGCCGCCAGCGCCGUGGAGGUAUCACCACCCCUCUUUCGUGAUCUUAUUAAUAAAAUC